CAUUUUAUUGACAAAUUAUAAAAAUCUGUCCAUUGUUUUUAGUUUUCUCUCCCAGAUUCAUCCUUCCGUCCCUUGGAAAUACAAAGGACUUCGCUGCUAUUCUCAAUUUCAAUUUUUAUCCUAAAACGCUUAAAAAAAAACAACAACUAAAACGAUGGCGAGGAGACCGGACGAGGAAUACGAUUACUUGUUUAAGGUAGUACUAAUCGGCGAUUCUGGCGUUGGAAAAUCUAAUUUGCUUUCUCGAUUUACUCGGAACGAGUUUUGCUUAGAAUCUAAAUCUACCAUCGGCGUCGAAUUCGCCACCCGCACUCUCCAAGUUGAAGGGAGGACUGUGAAAGCUCAGAUAUGGGACACUGCUGGUCAGGAACGGUACAGAGCAAUAACCAGUGCUUACUAUAGAGGUGCUCUUGGAGCUCUUCUGGUGUACGAUGUUACCAAGCCAACGACUUUUGAAAAUGUGAGCCGAUGGCUGAAAGAACUCAGGGACCAUGCGGAUUCUAACAUUGUAAUUAUGAUGAUUGGGAACAAGACUGAUCUGAAGCAUCUCCGAGCAGUUGCCACAGAGGAUGGUCAAAGCUAUGCCGAGAAAGAAGGCCUUUCAUUUAUUGAGACAUCUGCACUAGAAGCAAUAAAUGUUGAGAAGGCUUUCCAGACCAUUCUCUCUGAAAUAUACCGCAAAAUUAGUAAGAAGUCACUUUCUUCAGAUGAGCCAGCACCAGCAAGUAUUAAAGAAGGGAAGACCAUUGAUGUUGGAGCACCCGAAGCCAACACCAAAAAGGCUUGCUGUUCAUCAUCUUGAACAUGUUACAAUUUUCAUUCCUUUCUUUUGUGUAAUCAAUGUGUUGUAUUGUCAAGACAUUCUUCUUGUUGCUAUUACGUUAUUUUGUAUCAUUACAAACAUUUGAACUAUUCAUGUUCUUGUGUUGUUGUAAGUUAUUGAUUAUUUUGACAUGGCUGUAAUUACCAUCUCCUCUGUCAAUGAUCUUAAGGGGGGUAAAAAUUUUCGACUGUUUCAGAUACCGGGAUUUUAUCAUCAUUUUUGUGAAGGCUUACAGGUUAAACAUUGAAGGUAUUGCACCCACUAAUCCUCAGUUGUCACUCAUGCAUUUCCUGUGGUUUGAAUCUUUUUGUCCUCAUGAAUACCAGAAUAUUAGGAAUUACUAAUAAUGGUUCCUGCACUCAAGUUCAGUCCUUCAACAUUUUGUUUUUCAGCAAAUACGGUAUAUAAUCUAACGAAAAUAUAAGAUACGAGGAACAUGCAUUGGUACUUCAACUUACACAGAAAAAGUUCAAGUAGGCAGCAUUUUAGUUUCUGAAACGUUCAUAUGAUAUGCAACGUGUUUACGAUCUAAAAGAGUUCCGGCUACUAGCCACAGCAAUUGUUCUUCUGUUCGAUCGGUUGUCCCUUCAUUUGAACAGUUCCGGCAGACUUGUUCCCAGUUGGCUGG
Messenger RNA from Gossypium arboreum, 1451 nucleotides. RefSeq names its product ras-related protein RABA2a. The record is from RefSeq and is a predicted model, not a curated record. Bases 155 to 802 code for a protein of 215 amino acids. The transcript is spliced from 2 exons. Gene Ontology annotation, cellular component: endosome. Gene Ontology annotation, molecular function: GTP binding; GTPase activity. NCBI's taxonomy places the organism in Eukaryota, Viridiplantae, Streptophyta, Magnoliopsida, Malvales, Malvaceae.